AUGAACUUCAGCAAGUUUUCAGCACCAUAAUCGACUGACCACAUGAUGCCCUGGCCUCAGCUUCUCUUGUUUUCUGACCAGGUCUGAGGACAAUACCAAGAGGCUAAAGAAGGAAGCAGACAAGUGCCAUGAAGAGCAGAAGAGGGAGACAGGGUGAGCGGACCCUCGGGGAGGAGGCUCCAGCCUCAGGCCCAGCAACAGCGGGAGAGACCGCCCAGCGGGACGGGGCCAUGUGGCUGCCAUCAGCUGUGCUGCUUCUCUGUGUCCCAGGCUCUUUGUCUCUGAGUGGCCCCAGCAACGUGACGGGCACUGUGGGGGGAUCCCUGAGCGUGCAGUGUCGGUACGAGGAGGAAUACAGGACGUUUACCAAAUACUGGUGCAGACAACCGUGCUUGCCACUUUGGCAGCAGAUUGUGGAGACCACAGAGUCUGAGACAGAGGUGAGGAGGGGCCGGGUGUCCAUCAUGGACCACACUGAGGACCUCACCUUCACCGUGACCUUGGAGAACCUCACUGCAGAUGACACAGGAAAGUACAGGUGUGGGAUUGCAACGAUACUGCGGGAGGAAGGACUCCAGGGCUUCCUGCCUGAUCCUUUUUUCCAGGUUCAAGUGUUUGUUUUCCCAGCCUCCAGCAGCAAAAGCUCUACGUGGACACCUGGAUCUCCCUGUCAGUCACCAUGUCCCUCUCAUAGGUCCCUGCUCAGCAGCGUCCACUUCCUGCUCCUCAUAUCCCUGAAGGUGCCCCUGCUCCUGAUAAUGCUCAGCGCCGUCCUCUGGGUGAACAGGCCUCAGAGGGUAAUUUGUGGAGAAACAGAGCCAGCCUGACCAAGACAACCUGCGGCCAUCCUUGCCCAUCCACAUCCUGUCCAGAGACACAGCCGCGCAGACUAGAGAAGAAGGAAUUUCAGACCCUGAACCUUAUAUCUUUUUUCACCUUAUUGCCAGAGACUUUAAAAACAAACUGUAAAAAAUAUUUUAAUGAAAUAUAUCACAUACAAAAAAGCCUAUAUAUAACGUAUACGUACAGCUCAAGGACUAAAAAUAAA
Molecule: messenger RNA, 1048 nt
Organism: Diceros bicornis minor
Lineage: Eukaryota; Metazoa; Chordata; Mammalia; Perissodactyla; Rhinocerotidae
Product: protein CD300H-like
Exons: 4
Coding region: 129-827 (232 amino acids)
Cellular component (GO): plasma membrane
Molecular function (GO): transmembrane signaling receptor activity
Source: RefSeq, a predicted model, not a curated record